CAAAGAAUUGAAAUUCAUAAACUGCGACAGGGAGACAACCUGAUCCUUGGCUUCAGUAUUGGAGGCGGCAUUGACCAAGAUCCCACUCAGAACCCAUUUUCCGAGGAUAAGACAGAUAAGGGUAUAUAUGUCACAAGGGUGACUGAAGGAGGACCUGCAGAGAUAGCGGGCCUUCAGGCUGGAGACAAAAUAAUGCAGGUAAAUGGAUGGGAUAUGACCAUGGUAACACAUGACCAGGCCAGAAAACGUCUCACCAAAAGGAAUGAAGAAGUUGUUCGACUUUUGGUGACAAGGAAGUCCCUGCAGGAAGCCGUCAGACAGUCUAUGAGACAAUAG
Molecule: messenger RNA, 336 nt
Organism: Staurois parvus
Lineage: Eukaryota; Metazoa; Chordata; Amphibia; Anura; Ranidae
Source: the annotation of a GenBank genome assembly